GAACCAGCUGAUGAGAACAAGAUCCCGAAGGUGGUGUUCGACAUCUUUUACGUAGGGACGGACCAGCUGGCUGCGAAGUACAAGCUUAAAGGAGGUUACUUCAGCAUCAGGGAGAAGACGUCGGUCACGAAGGCCGAGUUAGACCAAGCGGUCUCUGUCUUGAAUGUUAUCGACUGUAAGAUCUUGGCUCAGGCGACGUUGUACGCGAACAAGGAGACGGAUGACUACAAGGUGUCCUUCCUGCUAGGCGUGCUGGAAGCUUGGGGUCACACAACAGUCAUACUUCAGACAGACCAGGAGCCUGCCACCAUGGCUCUGGCGCAGGCAGUUCGAGAUCGCAGAUCACACUCAACCUUGGUGCGGGGAUCACCGCCCUUUUCCAAGCAGAGUGCAGGCUACGCUGAAGGAGGUAACAAGCUAGCUGCUGGUCUACUUCGAGCCUACAAGCUGAAGCUGGAGCACAAGCUGGGCAGCGAGAUCAAGAUGACGGAUCCGAUCGUGCCAUGGCUUGUGAACUCAGUGGGGUGGAUGAUCACCAGAUUCCAGCCUCGCAGUCACGGAGGUUCCUCCUACAAGAUGCUCUACGGCAAAGAGUACAACGGCGAGAUUGCGGAGAUGGGUGAGCAGGUCUGGUAUCGGAUCUCAGCCCGAGUUGCCGCGGGACGUGGCAAAUGGGAAGCCCGCUUCGCAAAAGGAAUAUGGGUUGGUAAGAGCGAGCUGGACGACACACAUCUCGUGAUCGAUCCUGAACGUGGAGUGCAGAAGGUGAGAACGGUGCGAAGGAUGCCUGAGGAGUUCAGGUGGCAGCCCGAGCUCAUCCAGCACAUCAGGGUGACGCCCUGGAAGCAGACGCCCGACAAGAGUUCAGGAACGAUCGGACGCAGCAUGUACAUCACGGAGCGCAUGAUCGAUGCUCAUGGUCCUACCGACGAUUGCAGGAAGUGCAGUACAGGAUACGGUUCGCAUUCGGCAGCCUGCCGACAGCGUUUCGAGACCAUUCAGGCCGACUUGCUGCGCGAGAAGUUGGCGAAGGACCCUGUGGCCCCUGAGGCUACAGUCGUGGUGCCAGCGCCGGCUGCGGGAAGCCCCGCGCCUGGAGCGACUUUCGGCGAAGCGCCCCAGGUGAAGUUCGUGAAGGAGCUGAGGAGCCACUUCGGAGAUCCUGAGGAGCAGCAGGUGGAGCAGAUGGUUGAGGUGAGCGCCGAGCUGCAUGAGAAAGACCAGUGGAGCCCAAAGACGAUACACUACGAUUACUACACUGGAGAGCCUCUGGAUGAGGACCUGUAUCAGAAGGGUCGCGACGACGAGCUGCAGGCCAUGAAGGACUAUGGGGUCUACGUGGAAGUGGCGACAUCGACGGCGACCGACGGCAAGCACAUUGGAGGGUUCCCGAUAGCCCACAUGAAAGAAGGAAAGGUCAGGUGGAGGUUCGUAGCAACCGAGGUGAACAAGUACGAGGUCAGGGAGGACAACCACCAAGGCACGCCCCCGCUCAUGAUCGUCAGAGCGACGCUGAGCCGUGCCGCUUCAAGUCCAACUUCCAGCGGGCAGCACCUGCGGAAGAUACAAGUCUGGGACGUCAGGAAGGCUUUCUUCAACGCUGACUUAGACGAGACGAUCUACGUGCAUCCUGGGAGAGAGCUGUGUCCGCCUGGAAGGUGCUGGUGGUUACGCAAGGCCAUGAACGGUACCAGGAAGGCGUCGCAGAUGUGGGGUGAGCUUGUGAGAACUACUAUGGACGACGGCCAUUGGGAAUGCUUGGUUGGAACUCCUAACGUGUUCUACUUACCUGCUAGCCCCAACACAGCCCCCUUCGACGAGGAUAGCACAGCGAUCUGUCAUGGCGAUGACUUUCUUGCUGAGGGCUACGACGAGCAGCUGGACGAGCUGGACGAGUUGUUGAAGCAGCAGUUUGAGGUCACGGCCAGCGCCAGACUUGGACCAGGAGCGGUGGGGCAGACUACAUACCUCAAGAGGACGAUCGGCUACACCGACAAGUUGCCAGGUUGCGAGGAGCCAGGUUUCUUCUGGACUGCCGAUCCUAAGCAUGUGGACUUCAUGAUCAAGUGGACGCAGAAGCGAGGACUUCAGUGUAAGACGUACCUGAUCGAGACCCAGAGGCCCUGCAACCUGAAGAUCUAUAGUGACAGCACAGCUGGACGUGGCAUGUGCAGUCGAGUUGGGGUGGGCAAGGUCAGGCACCUGGAGUUGAGGUACUUGUGGAUUCAGGAGCGGUUGCGUCUCAAGGCGUUCGAGCUGCACAAGGAGGACACCAGCAAGAUGACAGCCGACAUGCUCACGAAGUACAGCGAGUGGCCGACAAUCGAGAAGCAUUGCACCACUCUCAACCUCAGGUUCGGAAAGCAGUUGAAGGGCUUGAGCGCAAUGGCAGUUUUCACGGAGGUCGUGACGAAGGCGUCAGGCGAGAAGGUGACAGUGUACGGAGGUUCUGACGAGGUUGCGGUUUGCCCCGCGCCUGUCAGCCACUACGUGGACAGCGAGGAGUUCUGGUUCUUCCUGAAGUUGGGACUAGUUGUGGUGACUGCAGCCAGUGCUUUCUUACUGGGGUGCUGGUGUGGUUGUUACUUCAAGGACUUCUACGACAAGUUCCUCCUCCAGGGUGCGGUUGACCCCGCCUCUGGAAGCACGUGUAUACCAUCUGCGCGGGCUGAGGCCGAGUUCAAGACCGUGUGUGUACAGCAGGACAAAGGAGCAAGGCACAAGCUCUUAAGCACGUUUCUUGUAGCUGAGCUGCGAGCUGUCUUGAAGGCCAAGAGCCUGGCCGUGUCAGGGAUCAAGGAGGACCUGGUCACGAGGAUGAUCAAGCACGGAUGCGUUCUGUCGGAUCGCCAGGCCAAGGAGAUCGAGCAGCUGCGAGUGAUGGCUACAGCGCGAGGACCUCUUACCAAGCUCAGCUUGCAGGACAUCAGCAGUCCAGAGGCCGCGCAGAAGUGGAUCGAGACGUUCAAGAGCGAGUGCGGAGACCGUUCCAGAGGCUCUCAGGUGAUCCACGGAGAGGGCUAG
This is a messenger RNA of Prorocentrum cordatum, 3024 nucleotides long. The record is from the annotation of a GenBank genome assembly. Lineage: Eukaryota; Dinophyceae; Prorocentrales; Prorocentraceae.